Messenger RNA from Nerophis lumbriciformis (worm pipefish), 1243 nucleotides. RefSeq names its product F-box only protein 6-like. Gene Ontology annotation, biological process: ERAD pathway; glycoprotein catabolic process; SCF-dependent proteasomal ubiquitin-dependent protein catabolic process. Gene Ontology annotation, cellular component: SCF ubiquitin ligase complex; cytoplasm. Lineage: Eukaryota; Metazoa; Chordata; Actinopteri; Syngnathiformes; Syngnathidae. The record is from RefSeq and is a predicted model, not a curated record. Gene Ontology annotation, molecular function: ubiquitin protein ligase activity; protein binding.
AAUCACAGUGUGCACCGGGCGGGCGGAGUUAGCUGCACUGCAGAUUAGCCCAUCUCAGUUUCGCGCUGCCCGGGUACUGAAAGCCAAAGUACAAUGACUGACAGCAACAAGAAUGAAAUGAACGUCUUCUGGGAAGAAAAAUAAGAAUGAAAAGGACACAUGGGUGCGACUCAGAGCUCCGACAUGGCCGCCUCGAAACCAAGUCUGUCUUCAGGUCCUGUCAUGUCCAGCUCGCUUAAGUUCCCUAUCCCUCUAGAAGUCCUAGAGGAGAUCUUCAUUAAUCUCCCCCCUGGCCAAGUGGUCCAAAGUUGUCGGUUAGUGUGUCGUCAAUGGAAGGACAUUGCUGACAGCCAGUCUCUAUGGAGAGUCAGAUGCAAGAGAGAAGGCCUUCACCUCCGUGACGUUUCUAAAGUACCCAAAGACUGGAGGCUAUAUUACUUCUUGUGCAAGAAAAGGCGAAAUCUACUCAGGAACCCAAGAGCAGAAAAUAAAAUGAGUGGUUGGCAGAUAUUGGAGAACAGCGGCGACAGAUGGAAAGUAGAGGAUGUCCUUGUUCCGCAUCCCAAUGAAACGGUCGAGAAAAACUUUGUGACAUCUUAUAACAUGUGCAGGAAGUCCCAGCUGAUUGAUUUGGGGACGGAAGGUUAUAAUGCAUCAUUUAUGGAUCACUUCCAGCCAGACAUCAAAAUAUCAGAUUGGUAUGCGCCACGCUGGGACUGUGGCUGUGUAUUCAAGAUUCACGUGGAGCUACUGAAUGAAAAAAAGAAGCCGAUUCAGACUUUUUCCCCUGAGGAGAUUUAUUUUGAGCAAUGGAGCGAUCCUAAAUGGAAUCAGAUAACACACGUCUUUCAAGACUAUGGUCCAGGAGUCCGAUACAUCCGCUUUAUCCAUGGAGGCAAGGAUACGCAGUUUUGGGCUGGCUGGUAUGGAAUUCGCCUUACAGACAGUUGCGUUGAGAUAUGCCCUGCAGUGGACACGUAGCUCAACGGGAGUCCACUAUCCCCUGGUUCCUGCCUUUGCCUAAUGAAGUAUUGCACUAUUUUCAUCACAAAUCAAAAAAAUCUAUUGUCAUUGUCCUCUUGGAAGGAUCUUGUUUGGAAACAUUACAUCCAUUUGACAACAGACAUUACCAGGAAAUCAGCUGUUAUUUUGUCUGUCAUCAAGUGACACCAUCAGUCAUUUAAAGGGGCCAUUUGGUGUUGUUUUUUUCUACAUUUAAAACAUUUCCUUCUGGUCUACAUCA